Glycine soja is the source of this 726-nucleotide messenger RNA. Its product is annotated as snakin-2-like. The transcript has 4 exons. The record is from RefSeq and is a predicted model, not a curated record. NCBI's taxonomy places the organism in Eukaryota, Viridiplantae, Streptophyta, Magnoliopsida, Fabales, Fabaceae. The coding region runs from base 112 to 465 and encodes 117 amino acids.
GUGUGAACUGUGAAGUGUAUUGGUCACUGACCUAUCUUGGAAGAGUUUUGAAGUUUAAACCUUCAAACCCUUUUGCCUUUAGAUUCUGAGUCUGAGUCUCUGCUGCUAUAUAUGGCGCCACGCGUAUUUCUUGUGUUGGGGAUGUUGCUGAUGCUGUGCCUUGUUAAGGUUUCGUCUGAUCCAAAGAGAGAAGAAGAAAUACUGGAAGAAGAACUACAUUUUCCCGAUAACGAGCCACUUAUUGUGAGAGACGGGAACAUAAGGCUAAUGCAAGACAUAGAUUGUGGUGGGUUGUGCAAGACGAGGUGCAGUGCACAUUCGAGACCCAACUUGUGCACUAGGGCGUGUGGCACGUGCUGUGUGAGGUGUAAGUGUGUCCCACCUGGCACAUCUGGAAAUAGGGAACUAUGUGGAACUUGCUACACUGAUAUGACUACCCAUGGCAACAAGACCAAGUGCCCUUAGAGAAAAAACCCAUUGGGAAAUUUGUGCUUCAUUGAUUAUGCACCGAAGUUCAAGUGUACUAGUAUGUGGUGGUUCAAUUCUGUUUACUAUAGCGAUGUGUGUGCACUACUUUGGCUAUAUUAUUAGACUAAUAGUAUGUUUAUUUAAAAUGUGUAAGUUCUAGUUUGUGUCUGUAUUAUUUUCGGUGAUGGGUCAUGUAAACUUUUGUGCCUUUGUUUGCCUGAACAUAAAGAUAGUAGUACAUUACCUUUUUAUUUUCCA